Molecule: messenger RNA, 3270 nt
Organism: Dermacentor silvarum
Lineage: Eukaryota; Metazoa; Arthropoda; Arachnida; Ixodida; Ixodidae
Product: protein phosphatase 1L
Exons: 5
Coding region: 234-1415 (393 amino acids)
Biological process (GO): protein dephosphorylation
Molecular function (GO): protein serine/threonine phosphatase activity; cation binding
Source: RefSeq, a predicted model, not a curated record
UUAACUUAGUUUGGUGGCGCUUGAUGUUAUUCUAGCACAUAGGGCACGCUUCCGGCAGUCAUCCACACGGGAUGAUAGAGUGGAUUCUUGCCAUUGCUUUCCUGCGCUGUCUAGUAGUAGUGUAGCGACUGUAGGCGCAGCGAGUGUCGGAGAUUUCGCCGUUUGUCUCACGGUUUCACUUUCUGCUUCGCCGCAUCGUUUCCUCGCCGUGACACCGCCGUGCGGGGCGAACGAUGGACGACGAGCUGGAGGGCGAAGUCGUGCAGGAAAUCUUCUGGGCACACGUGAGCCUGGUGUCGCGAGCGGCCCGCACCGAACUGCUGCCGAUGGCGGACGCGGCCGCCUUCUACGUGCGCCUGUACGUGUUGCGGCCGGGCACGCUCGCCGUGUUCGUGGCGCUGCUGGCCGCGGUGCUGCUGUGCCAGUCGACGAACGACGCCUGGCUGCGGCUACUGCUGCGCCGCUUCGAGCUCCUGGGCCGGCCCGACGCCGUCAAGAAGCUGCUGAUGCGCAGCCAGCCCGUCGGAUCGGCCACCGAGCGUCGCUCCUGGGAGAUGCAGGCAAAGCACGCAGGCGUGUUUGCAAUGCAGGGGCGCAGGCCACGCAUGGAGGACCGUUUCUGCAUUCUCAGCGAUGAGCAGCACGAUCUUCAUCUUUAUGGAGUCUUCGAUGGUCAUGGCGGUGAGGUGGCAUCAGACUUUGCUGAGCAGCGCCUGUUUCCCUCACUGAUGCCGAAGCUUGUGGAGGCUGUGCAGCGGCAGCAAGCCGGAGGUAGCGGCGAGACAGUGGAGCAACUGCUGUCAGAAUUCUCGCAGCUGCUCACCGAUGAGAUCCUGCAGUUGGACACCGACCUCCUGGUCAUCCUGAAGAAUCGGCAUGACCUCUCAGGCUCAACGCUGCUGGUGGCACUGGUGCAUGGCCAUCACUUGGUGGUAGCCAAUGUGGGUGACUCUCGGGGCGUGCUGGCUGACCGGCGGGGACAGGCCCUGCCUCUGUCGUUUGACCACAAGCCGCAGCAGCUGAAGGAGCACAAGCGCAUUCGUGAAGCUGGUGGCUUCAUCACCUUCAACGGCGUGUGGCGGGUCGCCGGAGUGUUGGCAACGUCCCGUGCACUGGGUGACUACCCGCUCAAAGAGCGUCGUCUGCUUGUUGCCCAGCCUGACGUGCUCACCUUCGACUUGUCUGGAGGGAACGGAGGAGGCGCUGCCUGUGCCGUGCUGGCCUCGGACGGCCUCUGGGACGCGCUGAGCAAUGAACAGGCAGCGUUGCUGGCACUGCAGCACCUCGACGAACACCUCUGCGGGGCUCGGGAACUGGUCGUGCGAGCAUUCAAUGCCGGCUCCCUAGAUAACAUCACAGCACUCAUCGUGGACUUGCGCAGCCGGGCAGUGGCAAACACUACAGUCAGUGAGUGAUUUCUCUGUGGUACACACGCCGUCACGCACCGUCUGCUGCACACCAGUGGCCCUCCUGUCGGCAGUGUUGGCCUGUUGCAGCUUCAGGCUUUUUGCACUUGGAGUAGCCCUUGUCCAGACACCGUCUAUGGGAACUCAUCUCGGCAAGCCAGUGAGCAACAGGAGCUGUAAUCUCUGUUGACUUUGUAAUGUGUUUGUGCUGUCUUGUAGCACCUUUUUUCCUUUUUUUUUAUUUAAGUUGAAGCAUGCUGAACCACUCCUCUCCUUACUUGUUUGCUGUUCGUUGUUUGCAGUGACAGUUGUUGGCUUUUACCAACUAGUAGAGUAUUAUUCCGCUGUUGAUGAUUGCAGCACUAUUGUACAUAGUAUUUAUUUGUUCUGUACAUAGUUCUUGGCGCUGGAAGCAGUUUGUCUGAUGUGUUUGUAAUUGCAGUGUCAUGCGGCACAGCCUCCACAAACUCCCAUGUCACACUGUCAAGUUCGUCGGCCACUGAAUCUGCAUGUUUUCGUGUUAGCAGAAAUGUUGAUGCUUGAAGUUGAGCAAGCAGAAACGAGUUAUAUGGCUCGAUGUGUUUCUCACUUCUUGAUAGUUUCUAUAGACGUUAUGACUGCCACAGUCCCUUUCUCAGGCAGAAAAUUUUGUGUCCAAGCCAACCUGCUCUUUCAUAAAGCUUCUCUUGAGGUUUCAGUGCCAGUGCUGUGGUGUCCUUUGGCCGUGCCUUAUUUGCACUCUUUCAAUUUCUUCAGUAUAACAAGCCAACUCGCCUAGCAGCAUACAUCGUUAAAGGAGUUACUGCCACAUGCCUUAAAAGCCGUAGAAGCUCUCCAGCUUCUGCAGCUUUCUGUGCUUUUACCUUUCCACAUUUGACAUGCUCCUUGCACAUAAAAAAGAUUACACAUAGCAAGUGUGAAGGUUUGGAAAUGCUCAUAAGGUAGUUUAAUUUGUUGCUUAAGUUGCUCCAGAAGUACUGGCCUUGCAUCAUUGACAUAAUGGGGAUGUCAUGACACAGGAAAAUUAGGUGACGUCAUGUAGCAAUGAGGCUGGGCAUGAAGACGUAACUAAAUAAAAUUAGAUCUGGGCCUGUGUCUACUGGCUGUGCUUAUGCAUGGCUGCCCCAGCAAUUGCAUAAACGAAGCGAGCCAAUGUCACAUCACGGCAGGAGCUGGGUACUGAAGCAGACACUGGUUCAUAGAAACAAAUAUAUUUGUAAAUUAGUGACGGCACUCUGACGGCUUGCUGGUAUGUUUUCAAAGGUUUACUGGGUUUGGAAGUUCACCCAAUGCGCUAGAAAAAAAAAAUGUCACAGUUUCGCCCUAAGGGCGAAGCAAUGAAUGCGAUAGCAACACAGCAAUGCUAUACGAAGUAAGGUGAGCGGCUUUGGUAGCAAUAUGAAUUGUAGUAAACAUGAGCUGAUUAAGUAAGCAGGUGUGCUGCGCCGUAAGUAGACCGACAUGAAGAGAGACUCGAUGACCACGAGAAGGCGCCUGUGAAACGGUGGUGUUGAUGAGAAGCGCUUCCCGUGGGCAGCGCGUGCGAAGGGACACACCUGUAGCGCUGCACUGCCGAUCCGGGCAGCAUUGCAUGUGUAGCGUGCGUUGGAGAAUGUGGCCCGACUAUUACUAACUGAAUGAACAAGCGUGGUGUGAGUGCGCACAAACAAACAUGAAUAGAUCACACUGAAUGACUGCAGACAACGACUGUCAAAACGCUGGCAGCAAGCAGCGGGCGAAGGUCCGUGCGGUCUAUCGCUUCAACGGAAACUGAGCGGCGAAUGCACGGCGCAUAGAGGUCAGAGCCGUGUGGAGAUAAGCGACGGUGUGAGCGAGCAACGAGCGCGGUUGCUGGCAGAGUAGA